Molecule: messenger RNA, 1566 nt
Organism: Physcomitrium patens
Lineage: Eukaryota; Viridiplantae; Streptophyta; Bryopsida; Funariales; Funariaceae
Biological process (GO): positive regulation of DNA repair
Cellular component (GO): BRISC complex; BRCA1-A complex
Source: RefSeq, a predicted model, not a curated record
UCCGGAGAGAUGAAGCAAUCUCUCAAGUUUGGAAAUUAGGGUUUGCAUCCCCGAAUCGCACCGAGAGAGAGAGAGAGCAUCACAUUGUGCGGGUUAGUUUUCGAAGCACACGACCCCACAUGCACACACACGUAGUUCGAUUCCAUCGAGAGCUCCAAUUCCAUUCCAUUUCCCUGGUUUGCUGUCCGACAUAGUCGGAUGUGGAUUGACACCCAUCCAGGCCUCGUUUGCAGCUGUAAACAACUCUCUCGGAUGUGGGCAGCAGGCCAUGGCGAUGGUUAGGUUUCCAGUGCUCCAAGUUCUUCUUGAGAAUACGUGGAUGUUGCGAUUUCAGAGCAUUUAGGACUAUUCCUGGAGUUUGGAAUGUUUUGGAGUGUUUAGGGUUUGUGGGCUCGAUUGAUUGUUUUAUGGCUGUGAAUGUUGUGCCGUAAGGAGAGUGCGUUAGGAUUUCACAGCAUUUGCGGUACAUUGGUGGAGAGUUCGGUGGGUGGGUGGGUGGAUAGGGAUGCAAGGGGAGGGAGAGGCGUAUUUCUCGCGUUACGGACUGCGGGGUAUGGGUCAUAUGGCUGAGGACAUUCUUUUCUGCGUGGAUGCGGAUGCCGAAAUGAAUGUGGAAAUGAAGCUGGGGACGCAGGGCAAGGGGCUGUGUCGCUUAGAUGCCAUAAAGCAAGCAAUAAUCCUUUUUGUACACUCCAAGCUCAUGGUGAAUUCGCAGCACCGAUUCGCAUUUGCCACUCUUCGGAACUCGGCUUCUUGGUUGAAGAGAGGAUUCUCCAGUGAUAUUGACGUAAUUGGCCAAGUUGUGCGUGGUUUGGCCUCUUCGGGGACGUAUCCUCGUUGUGACCUCUCAGAACUGUUUCGUAUGGCAGCUGCAGAGGCACAUCAAUCCAUUGCUUUGAACAGAAGGCUCAGAAUGGUGCUUAUAUACUGCAGAUCGUCUGUGCCUAUAGAGGUAGCAAUGCAGUGGCCGGACAAGCAGCGGCUCUUCACAUUUGAUGCCUUGUAUUUGCAUGAUAAGCCCACUCAUGAAAACUGCCCUCAAGAUGUAUAUGACUCUCUUGUGGAUGCUCUAGAGCGCGUCAGUGAGUUUGAAAGUUACAUUUUUGAAAGCAGCAGUGGAAGUGCACGUUUGCUUUUCAGGAGUAUGUGCAUACUUCUUUCGCAUCCUCAGCAACGGUGUCCACAAGAUGAGUUUGAAGCUCCGAAGGAUAUCUCCAAAAUGUUAGCUGCUGCUCCACACAACAGCACGUCAGGAAACCUUCCUGUCCCAAGGAGAGAAACUGAAGACAACAGCGGUGUUCCACGACCUCACUAGGCGCCUCUAUUUUUCUUUUUGGAUAAAUCUAACAAUGUAUCUAGAGCGACUUGUACAAAAGUAGCAAAAGCAAAUCACUUUUUUUCGUCUGAUCAUCAAACUACAUUGAAUUGCUAUGCUAUUCUGUCUACAAUCAACGAAGUGUCCUUAAAACAUGUUUGCGAUAGACUCUUGUGUUUGGGAGGGUUGGACGAUGCACAUGUUACUUUGAAGCUUUAACAUUUGUAAAGAUUGAGAGUCUAUUCCGUCUU